UUUUCUUUACAUAUUUUAGGACUUAAAAAGGAUAAGCCAUAAAAAUGGCUUACAACUAUGUGAUAGGGCCCGGGGGACAGCCCAUCAUUCUCGGGCAGGUACAGAUGAUACAGCCCUUGAUGCAGGUGCCCGGGGCUCCUGCCCCCAUGCAGCAGAUGAACACUGGUGUUCCUCCCCAACAACCACCUGUUCAGCAGACUAAAGUACCAGAUUAUAUGUCAGAAGAAAAACUGCAAGAAAAAACCAGAAAAUGGCAGCAGCUGCAGUCCAAAAGAUACAGUGAAAAGAGGAAAUUUGGGUUUGUGGAUGUACAAAAAGGAGAUUUUCCCCCGGAGCAUGUGAGAAAAAUUAUUCACGACCACGGAGACAUGACCAACAGAAAGUUCAGACAUGAUAAACGUGUAUAUCUAGGUGCAUUGAAGUAUAUGCCCCAUGCAGUGUUAAAGCUGUUAGAAAAUAUGCCGAUGCCAUGGGAACAGAUUCGUGAUGUUAAAGUACUCUACCAUACCACUGGAGCUAUAACAUUCGUCAAUGAAAUUCCAUGGGUCAUUGAACCGGUCUACAUUGCUCAGUGGGGAACUAUGUGGAUUAUGAUGCGUCGAGAAAAACGUGACAGACGUCACUUCAAGCGUAUGCGUUUCCCUCCAUUUGAUGACGAGGAGCCUCCCCUUGAUUAUGCAGGCAAUAUCCUAGAUGUUGAGCCCCUCGAGGCUAUACAGAUUGAACUGGACCCGGAGGAAGAUAAAUGUGUCGCAGAUUGGUUCUAUGAUCAUAAACCACUUGUUGAUACAAAGUCGGUUAAUGGUAGCACAUACAGGAAGUGGAACUUGUCAUUACCAGUUAUGUCCGUGUUGUAUCGUCUUGGCAACCAGCUGCUCACAGAUCUUGUUGACAACAACUACUUCUACCUGUUUGAUUUAAAGUCAUUCUUCACAGCAAAGGCAUUGAAUAUGGCCAUCCCAGGAGGUCCAAAGUUCGAGCCUCUAGUCAAGGACAAGGAAAUGCAGGAUGAAGACUGGAAUGAGUUUAAUGAUAUCAACAAGAUCAUCAUUCGUCAGCCAGUGAGGACCGAGUACAGGAUAGCUUUCCCUUACCUUUAUAACAACCUGCCAUUCCAGGUCCAUCUGUCAUGGUAUCAUUGGCCCAAUAUUGUAUUUAUCAAGACGGAGGAUCCUGAUUUACCUGCCUUCUACUUCGAUCCUCUCAUCAACCCUAUAUCUCACAGACACACUAACAAGAGCACAGAUCCCCUACCAGAUGAUGAUGAAGAGUUUGAGCUGCCGGAAUACGUUCAGCCGUUCAUGCAUGAUACUCCUUUAUACACCGAUAACACAGCAAAUGGCAUUGCCUUACUCUGGGCUCCUAGACCCUUCAACACCAGGUCUGGCCGCACAAGAAGGGCAAUUGACGCACUCGUGAAGUCCUGGUACCGAGAGCAUCCACCAGCUGGCAUGCCAGUAAAGGUUCGAGUCUCGUACCAGAAACUUCUGAAGUAUUAUGUGCUGAACGCCUUGAAACACAGACCGCCCAAGUCACAAAAGAAGAGGUACCUGUUCAGAUCAUUUAAAGCUACCAAGUUUUUCGAGACAACGCAAUUAGACUGGGUGGAGGUAGGACUGCAAGUAUGUCGUCAAGGUUACAACAUGUUGAACCUUCUCAUUCAUCGUAAAAAUCUAAACUACCUUCAUCUGGAUUACAACUUUAAUCUUAAACCUGUGAAGACAUUGACGACAAAAGAAAGAAAGAAGUCCCGGUUCGGAAAUGCUUUCCAUCUGUGUCGUGAAGUUCUCAGGUUGACCAAGCUUGUGGUUGACAGCUUUGUACAGUACAGAUUAGGAAAUGUUGAUGCUUUCCAGUUAGCAGAUGGGUUACAGUAUGUGUUCUCCCAUGUUGGUCAGCUGACUGGAAUGUACAGAUAUAAAUACAAGCUGAUGAGGCAGAUAAGAAUGUGUAAAGAUCUCAAACAUGUUAUAUACUACAGAUUUAAUACAGGUCCUGUUGGUAAAGGUCCAGGUUGUGGUAUAUGGGCUCCAGGGUGGCGUGUAUGGUUGUUUUUCAUGCGAGGUAUUACGCCCCUACUAGAGAGAUGGCUUGGUAACCUGCUGUCCAGGCAGUUUGAAGGUCGUCACUCGAAGGGGGUUGCUAAGACUGUAACUAAGCAACGUGUGGAGUCGCAUUAUGAUCUAGAAUUGAGGGCAGCAGUGAUGCAUGACAUUUUGGACAUGAUGCCUGAAGGUAUAAAACAGAACAAGGCAAGAACCAUCCUACAGCAUCUCAGUGAGGCGUGGAGGUGUUGGAAGGCUAACAUUCCAUGGAAGGUACCAGGAUUACCCAUCCCUAUAGAGAACAUGAUCUUGAGAUAUGUGAAAGCCAAGGCAGAUUGGUGGACAAACACGGCUCAUUAUAACAGGGAGAGAAUCAGGAGGGGUGCAACAGUAGAUAAGACUGUAUGUAAGAAGAAUCUCGGCAGACUGACUCGAUUAUAUCUGAAGGCAGAACAGGAAAGGCAACAUAACUAUCUCAAGGAUGGUCCAUACAUUACACCAGAGGAGGGUGUGGCUAUCUACACAACAACUGUCCAUUGGCUGGAGAGUAGGAGAUUUUCUCCUAUCCCUUUCCCUCCACUGUCAUACAAGCACGAUACCAAACUUCUUAUCUUAGCUUUAGAAAGGUUGAAAGAAGCAUACAGUGUGAAAAGCAGGUUAAACCAGUCACAGAGAGAAGAGUUGGGUCUCAUAGAGCAAGCCUAUGACAAUCCUCACGAGGCCUUGUCCAGAAUUAAACGUCAUCUUCUAACACAGAGAGCUUUCAAAGAGACUGGAAUUGAGUUUAUGGAUCUGUACAGUCACCUGAUACCGGUGUUUGAUGUGGAACCCCUCGAGAAGAUAACAGAUGCGUACCUGGACCAGUACCUGUGGUACGAGGCUGACAAGAGACGGUUGUUUCCUCCAUGGAUCAAACCAGCAGAUCUAGAACCACCGCCAACUCUUGUAUACAAAUGGUGUCAAGGCAUCAACAACUUGCAGGAUGUAUGGGACACCGCUGAAGGGGAGUGUAACGUGAUGAUGGAGACAAAGUUUGAGAAGAUGUACGAGAAGAUAGAUUUAACGCUACUCAACAGAUUGUUACGUUUGAUUGUAGACCAUAAUAUUGCUGAUUAUAUGACUGCCAAAAACAACGUUGUUAUCAACUAUAAGGAUAUGAACCACACAAAUUCAUAUGGUAUUAUUCGAGGUCUACAGUUUGCUUCGUUCAUCACCCAGUACUAUGGACUGGUACUCGACUUGCUGGUACUCGGCUUGAUGCGAGCCUCUGAGAUGGCUGGUCCCCCUCAGAUGCCCAACGCCUUCCUGCAGUUCCAGGAUGUUAAUACAGAGGCGGCCCAUCCAAUUAGGCUGUACUCGAGAUAUGUGGAUAGGAUCCAUAUAUACUUCAGAGGUAGGGCAGUGUUUUGGGAUAUCAAGAACAGAUUACCUCGGUCUGUGACAACUAUAGAAUGGGACGGCAGUUUUGUUUCUGUAUACAGUAAAGACAAUCCUAACUUAUUGUUUAACAUGUGUGGAUUUGAGUGUAGGAUUUUACCCAAGUGUAGAACAACACAUGAGGAGUUCACACACAGGGAUGGAGUGUGGAAUUUACAGAAUGAGGUAACUAAAGAGCGUACAGCGCAGUGUUUCCUGAGAGUAGAUGAUGAAUCUAUGAACAAGUUCCACAAUCGUGUCAGACAGAUCCUGAUGGCAUCUGGAUCCACAACAUUCACAAAGAUUGUAAACAAGUGGAACACAGCUUUGAUUGGAUUAAUGACCUACUUUAGAGAGGCUGUGGUCAACACACAGGAACUGUUGGACCUACUGGUCAAGUGUGAAAACAAGAUUCAAACCCGUAUUAAGAUCGGUCUCAACUCUAAAAUGCCCAGCAGGUUCCCUCCUGUAGUCUUCUAUACACCAAAGGAGUUAGGAGGUUUGGGAAUGUUGAGUAUGGGACAUGUUUUGAUACCGCAGUCAGAUCUGAGAUGGUCCAAGCAGACAGAUGUGGGUAUCACACAUUUUAGGUCGGGUAUGUCACAUGACGAGGACCAGCUUAUCCCUAACUUGUACAGAUAUAUUAUGCCAUGGGAAAGCGAGUUCAUAGAUUCUCAGAGAGUAUGGGCGGAGUAUGCAUUGAAGAGACAGGAGGCUAACGCCCAGAACCGUCGUCUAACCCUCGAGGACUUGGAGGACAGCUGGGACCGUGGUAUACCUAGGAUUAAUACUCUGUUCCAGAAGGACAGACACACCCUCGCCUAUGACAAGGGCUGGAGAGUGAGAACCGAGUUCAAAGCUUAUCAGGUUUUGAAACAGAAUCCAUUCUGGUGGACACAUCAGCGCCACGACGGUAAACUGUGGAAUUUGAACAACUACAGGACUGAUAUGAUACAGGCUCUCGGUGGUGUAGAGGGUAUAUUAGAACAUACUCUAUUCAAGGGGACAUACUUCCCUACCUGGGAAGGUCUCUUCUGGGAAAAGGCAAGUGGUUUUGAGGAGUCUAUGAAGUACAAGAAGCUAACCAAUGCACAGAGAUCUGGUCUGAACCAGAUACCUAACAGAAGAUUUACACUCUGGUGGUCUCCUACAAUUAACAGAGCUAAUGUAUAUGUAGGUUUCCAGGUACAGCUAGAUCUGACUGGUAUUUUCAUGCACGGCAAGAUCCCCACGCUGAAAAUCUCAUUGAUCCAGAUAUUCCGGGCUCAUUUAUGGCAGAAAAUACAUGAAAGUGUUGUCAUGGAUCUCUGUCAGGUAUUUGAUCAAGAGUUAGAUGCCCUUGAGAUAGAGACAGUACAGAAGGAGACCAUUCAUCCACGUAAAUCCUACAAGAUGAACAGUUCCUGUGCAGACAUACUACUCUUUGCUGCUUACAAGUGGAAUGUCUCCAAACCUUCAUUGCUUGCAGAUUCAAAAGAUGUGAUGGACAAUGCCACGACACAGAAGUACUGGUUGGAUAUACAGUUGAGAUGGGGAGAUUACGACUCACACGAUGUCGAGAGAUACACCAGGGCCAAGUUCCUUGAUUACACAACAGACAAUAUGAGUAUCUAUCCGUCACCCACUGGUGUUCUUAUUGGCAUUGACCUUGCAUAUAACCUUCACAGUGCAUAUGGUAACUGGUUCCCUGGCGCGAAGCCACUGAUCCAGCAAGCCAUGGCAAAGAUCAUGAAAGCCAAUCCAGCUUUGUACGUGUUGAGAGAAAGAAUCCGUAAAGGUUUGCAGCUGUACUCCUCGGAGCCCACUGAGCCCUACCUGAGUUCACAGAACUACGGGGAGCUGUUCUCUAACCAGAUCAUCUGGUUUGUAGAUGAUACUAAUGUGUACAGAGUUACCAUUCACAAGACAUUUGAAGGUAACUUGACAACCAAACCAAUCAAUGGAGCCAUUUUCAUCUUCAACCCUAGAACUGGACAACUUUUCUUGAAGAUUAUUCAUACAUCAGUAUGGGCUGGUCAGAAACGUCUUGGACAGCUUGCCAAAUGGAAGACAGCUGAGGAAGUUGCUGCUUUGAUUAGAUCUCUACCAGUAGAAGAACAACCCAAACAGAUCAUUGUCACACGUAAAGGCAUGUUGGAUCCCCUCGAGGUCCAUCUCCUUGAUUUCCCAAACAUCGUGAUCAAGGGCAGUGAACUCCAGCUACCUUUCCAGGCUUGCCUUAAGGUUGAGAAGUUUGGGGACUUGAUAUUGAAGGCAACAGAACCACAGAUGGUGUUGUUUAAUUUAUACGAUGAUUGGUUGAAAACUAUCUCAUCAUACACUGCAUUCUCUCGUCUAAUCUUGAUUUUGCGAGCAUUGCAUGUGAACAAUGAUCGUACAAAGAUCAUUCUGAAGCCAGACAAGACAACAAUUACCGAGCCGCAUCAUAUCUGGCCGACACUGUCAGACGAGGAGUGGAUGAAGAUUGAAGUACAGCUGAAAGAACUUAUUCUUGCUGAUUAUGGCAAGAAAAACAAUGUGAACGUAGCCUCUCUGACACAGUCUGAAAUCCGAGACAUUAUACUUGGUAUGGAGAUAUCAGCACCCUCGGCCCAGCGACAACAGAUUGCUGAGAUUGAGAAACAGACAAAAGAACAGUCCCAGCUUACCGCUACAACAACAAAAACAGUUAACAAACAUGGCGACGAGAUCAUUACUUCAACUACAAGUAAUUACGAGACUCAAACAUACGCUUCAAAAACUGAGUGGCGUGUUCGAGCGAUCUCCGCAACAAACUUACAUCUACGUACAAAUCAUAUUUACGUGUCCUCUGACGACAUUAAAGAGACAGGAUAUACGUACAUUCUACCGAAAAAUGUGUUGAAGAAGUUUAUUAUAAUAUCAGACUUGCGUGCUCAGAUCUCGGGAUAUUUGUACGGAGUUAGUCCCCCUGAUAAUCCGCAGGUGAAGGAGAUCAGGUGUAUUGUGAUGCCGCCACAGUGGGGUACACAUCAGACUGUACAUCUACCCAACAUUCUACCAGAGCACGAGUACUUGAAGGAAAUGGAGCCUCUAGGAUGGAUACACACCCAGCCUAAUGAGUUGCCCCAGCUCUCCCCUCAGGAUAUCACCACACAUGCCAAGAUCAUGCAGGAAAAUCUCCACUGGGAUGGGGAGAAAACGGUCAUCAUUACAUGCAGUUUUACCCCUGGAUCCUGCUCAUUGACCGCCUAUAAACUGACCCCAAGUGGUUACGAUUGGGGACGUCAGAACACAGAUACGGGUAACAAUCCAAAGGGUUACCUCCCCUCACAUUAUGAACGUGUACAGAUGUUACUCUCGGACAGGUUCUUGGGAUUCUUCAUGGUGCCUGCACAAACAUCGUGGAACUAUAACUUCAUGGGUGUACGUCACGAUCCCAACAUGAAGUAUGAGCUGAUGCUGUCUAACCCGAAGGAGUUUUACCAUGAGGUACAUAGACCCUCACAUUUCCUCAACUUCAGUCAGAUGGAAGAGGGCGAACAAAUUGGUGCCGACAGAGAAGAUCUGUUCUCUUAAUACUGGUGUAACAGUAAAAAUUGUGUCACAGUUAAAAUUGAGAGUAGUCACAGUUAAAAUUGUGUGACAGAGGAAGGUGACUACGUCAACAGUCAUAAACUAAUGUUUGAAGAGAUGAAGGACAUGAGUAGUACUUUGGAAAUGUUAUCUUGAACAUUUGAAGAAAAAUACACAUAUAUGUUCAUAGUUGUUAUAAAUGAAAAGUGUCCAAUCAUUUUUCCAGAUGUUUAUAAAGAUUACAGUUUUCAUAUAUGUAUAUGCCCGAAGGUUAUUGUGAGUUAUGACUUUUGGGAAAAAGAUGUUUACAACUGAACCAUUGUUGUUUGAUCUAAAAUGAGAGUUGUUUUCCUCGGAAAUUUAAAGAAUUUAUCAAUACAAUCACACUAAACAAAAAACCUGUAAACAAGUUCACAUAUUAUGUUGUCAUAAAAUGAUUCAACUUUGUUAUAAAUCAAAUAUUAUAUCAGUUCUUGAUAAUGUGACCAUUUUAGUGCUUCUAAAUUGCCUUUUUCCAGUUUUGUAUAUAAUAAUUCAUCCUCGCCACAUGUAUGUUAGGUAUUGUUUUAUCACAAUCACCAUUACAUGAGUGUAUGUGUUCAUAUUUUCUGCCCCAUUGUCAUAUUAUGUUUUAUUGUAUGAAUGAAUGAAUUAAGCAGUUUUGUAAAUAAAUUAAAAGUUUCAUAUAUGUUUAAGGUAUUAUUAAGUUGAUUAAUUCAUCAACUUUUAAUAAGGGGCUUGACUGUUUGGUGUGUAAGAAAACACAAAGAAAAAGGAUGGAUACUUAUCUUGUGUAAUAAAGUCUGUGAGGUGGAAAUGAAGAAAGAAAGCUAUAAAAGAUAUAUGCUCUUUCAUGGUCAUGCUAAAAGUAAUGUUUAAGGAUAUGUUUCAAUCAGGAAUACGAAAUUGCAAUUCUCUUGUGAAAGUGAAAACUAUACAAACUGAUUUCCAUUUUAAAUUGUUCUAAAAGUUUACACUUCAUACUAUUUAUGUAACAUUACUAAAUUUGCCUUUAAUCUAUAAUGUGGUUUAUAAUAUAUUUCAAAGUUCAUUUUGUAAAUUGGAGUAUUGACAAGUACAUAAAAAUCGAUGAGAAUCUUUUCAAUAAAAUUUGAAACCAUU
This is a messenger RNA of Ruditapes philippinarum (Manila clam), 8117 nucleotides long. RefSeq names its product pre-mRNA-processing-splicing factor 8-like. Gene Ontology annotation, cellular component: catalytic step 2 spliceosome; U5 snRNP. Gene Ontology annotation, biological process: mRNA splicing, via spliceosome; spliceosomal tri-snRNP complex assembly. Gene Ontology annotation, molecular function: protein binding; pre-mRNA intronic binding; U5 snRNA binding. The record is from RefSeq and is a predicted model, not a curated record. Lineage: Eukaryota; Metazoa; Mollusca; Bivalvia; Venerida; Veneridae.